Messenger RNA from Condylura cristata (star-nosed mole), 2268 nucleotides. It is a transcript of the gene RAB26, whose product is annotated as RAB26, member RAS oncogene family. Lineage: Eukaryota; Metazoa; Chordata; Mammalia; Eulipotyphla; Talpidae. Gene Ontology annotation, biological process: regulation of exocytosis; protein secretion. The transcript is spliced from 6 exons. The record is from RefSeq and is a predicted model, not a curated record. Gene Ontology annotation, molecular function: GTPase activity; GTP binding. Gene Ontology annotation, cellular component: endosome; Golgi apparatus. The coding region runs from base 1178 to 1882 and encodes 234 amino acids.
CCUCACGUGAGCAGACUGUGCCCCACAUGGCUCCGGGCGCUGUCUGUGCCUGGGAGGCAGAUGCUGCUGGGGGCAGGGGCCCCGCGACCCACCCCCUGCAGAGGCCGGCUCCUUGUCCGGCUGUCUGGAAUGGCCGGGUGCCUGGGGUCAGGCCUUCCUGGAAAAGGCCCCGUCCGCUGAUUCCCUGAUGGCAACUCGGCCCUGCCGACUGUGGGCAGUGUCCUGGGAGUGUCCCAGCCCCUGCAGCACCCCACAGGUCAGCAGGCAGGGCCGGACCUGCCACCUCUGCCCUCACAGCUCCUGCCCAGGUGCUGAUGUGUUUUUCUCACCCCUUUAAUUAGACCCAGUUGCUGGGAGGUUGGGAGACCCAUUCUGGGCAAGGAAAGAGGGGUCCCUGGCGCCUGGGGAGCCAUUCUCUACCCUGUUUGGGGAUCAGGUCCCCUUGCGUCCUCUGUGAUGGAGGCGCAGAGGGGUGUGGAGGCCUGCAGUGCUGGUCCUUUGCCUGUUCUGACCCCGAAACCCCACCCCCGCUCUGAGGCAAGUGAAGAGGUAGGUGAGGUCAUUUGAUUCACACCCCUAUUCUGGGUGUGGGGAAGGCGGGGUGUCCUCCCUGCCUGGCAGAUGGCUGUGCUUGUUCCCUGGAGACCCAGAAGCACCUUGACAGAGGUAGCCUGGGGGAGGGGGGCAGUGCCCUGGGCCACCCCCACCCAGCAGAUGGGAAGAGGGGUGGGCCCCUCCCUGCCCCCUCCUGAACCCAAGCAGGAACCACCCCCAAGGCCACAGGCAGCUCUGGCCACUGCGGCAAGGGCCCCAGGGGCCGCACCUGGGCAGAGGCAGCUCCCGGGAGCCGCUUGAGAGCCAGCAGCGCAGCCACGGGGGGCCCCAGUUCCUCGCAGUUGUGGUGGGGAAACUGAGGAAGAGAGGUCCUGAGCAGAGGACCAGUGCGCAGAGUGCAGUGAGGGGCCGGGACUGGUGCACACCAGGACCCACUCCCAGGGCUGGGCUGGGACCAGAGGGUCAGAGGCUGUGGGCUGGCGGGGCCCAGUGCCAGGCUCCCCAGUGGGCAAGGGGCAGGAAAGCCCAGCCCAGAGCUGGCCACGGAGGACGGGCCAGUGCUGCCUCUGUGCAGCAGCAGGACAAGUCCCCAAGAAGGGGGAGCCGGGGGUACCGUGCGAACAUGCAGGAGUGUCCCCGACAGCCGGCACGGCCCCAGGAGGCCCUCCGAUGGCUGUGCUCGGGGGGUGCCGCCCUGGUGGGUGCGGGAGACAAGGCCCUGCUGGAGCUGACUCUGUUUCAGAACAAAGUUCUGGACGUGGACGGGACGAAGGUGAAGCUGCAGAUCUGGGACACCGCCGGCCAGGAGCGCUUCCGCAGCGUCACUCACGCCUAUUACCGCGACGCCCACGCGCUGCUGCUGCUCUACGAUGUCACCAGCAGGGCCUCCUUCGACAACACCAAGGUCAGUGGCAGACCCCUCCCCCUCGCGGCAGGCAGGUGGCAUGCAAUCAGGUUGCCUCCCUUUACCAGAGUGGGGUGGGUGUGGGCGCGCAGAGGGCCCCAGCUGGCCCACUGCCCCCAGGCCUGGCUGGCGGAGAUCCAGGAGCACGCCCAGCACGACGUGGUGCUCAUGCUGCUGGGGAACAAGGUGGACUCCAGCCAGGGUCGGGCAGUGAAGAGGGAGGAUGGAGAGAAGCUGGCCAGGGAAUACGGGCUGCCCUUCAUGGAGACCAGCGCCAAGACCGGCCUCAACGUGGACUUAGCCUUCACAGCCAUUGCAAAGGAACUGAAGCAGCGCUCCCUGAAGACGCCCAGCCAGCCUGACUUCCAGCUGCACGACUACAUCGAGAGGGCGGGCCGAGGGGGCUCCUGUUGCCGGCCCUGAGCCAGACCCAGACCGAGCUGCUGGGCGGCUGGGGCCCAGGGCCACACUCCCUGGCAGGCAUUGGUCAGAUGAGUGGGCUUCGGCGGCCAGCGGGUCCACCUUUCCCUGCCCCCCAGGGAAGGCCGCUGCCUGCACAGGAGGGGCCAACUGGCGACGCUGACCCUGCUGCACCUCAGCAGCCGGGUAGAGGCCUGGCACUUGUGCCCAACACCGGUACCCACCGUCGGGCACCGGCCCACACCCGCAGAGAAGUCCACAGAGCCUGCUCUGUGGGCGAGCCUGGCUGCCCACAGCUGGAGCCUGAGGGGCGGUCGGCCGGUGCGCACCACCCUCCGGCUGGCCGGCAGCUGAGCCGCAAGCCAGCCCUGGUGAAUAAAGUUUUCAGA